AACCAGCUAGGGCUCAUUUAUUCCUCACCCUCCAACCUUCUCACAUCCCACCUCCUUCUUCUUCUUCUUCACUUCAAAACCCCUUUGUUCUCUUCUCCUCGUACUCUCAUACUCCAACUGUUUUUGCUUGGCCAAUUUUGUGGCCAAAAUGUCACCUCCUCAAGAUAAUGAUGAUAUGAAGAAGGAGGAGGGGAAGAAGAAAGAAGGGCAAAAACCGCCACAGAAUGUUCCAUUGCUGAAACUGUUCUCCUUCGCUGAUUUUUAUGAUUAUGUGUUGAUGGUUUUAGGAUCCAUUGGUGCCAUUGUGCAUGGAGCUUCUGUGCCUGUUUUCUUCAUUUUCUUCGGAAAGUUGAUAAACAUUAUUGGAUUGGCUUAUCUUUUCCCCAAAGCAGCUUCUCACAGAGUUGCAAAGUACGCUUUGGAUUUUGUAUAUCUCAGUGUGGCUAUUUUAUUUUCAUCCUGGAUAGAGGUAGCUUGUUGGAUGCAUACUGGGGAAAGGCAGGCGGCCAAAAUGAGGAUGGCGUAUUUAAGAUCAAUGCUAAAUCAAGACAUAAGUUUGUUUGACACCGAAGCAUCCACCGGAGAAGUCAUUGCUGCCAUUACAAGUGACAUUAUUGUUGUUCAGGAUGCUCUUUCUGAGAAGGUGGGGAAUUUCAUCCAUUACAUAAGCAGAUUUCUAGCAGGUUUUACAAUUGGGUUUGUUAGGGUAUGGCAAAUCAGUCUGGUGACACUCUCUAUAGUUCCCUUGAUUGCCCUCGCUGGAGGCCUCUAUGCCUAUGUUGCUACUGGCCUUAUUGCCAGAGUGAGAAAAUCCUAUGUCAAGGCUGGUGAAAUUGCUGAAGAGGUGAUUGGAAAUGUUAGAACAGUCCAAGCAUUUGCUGGAGAAGAAAAAGCAGUUAGAUCAUACACAGAAGCUCUAAUGAGUACAUACAAGUAUGGGAGAAGAGCUGGCUUAACGAAGGGUCUUGGACUUGGCUCUAUGCACUGUGUGCUUUUCCUGUCUUGGUCAUUGCUUGUUUGGUUCACCAGCAUAAUUGUUCAUAAACGUAUUGCAAAUGGUGGGGAAUCCUUCACUACCAUGCUUAAUGUUGUCAUCUCUGGCCUGGCAUUAGGGCAGGCUGCACCGGACAUUUCUGCAUUUAUCCGGGCAAAGGCAGCUGCCUAUCCCAUAUUUGAGAUGAUAGAGAGGAAAACAGCCAGCAAAACCAGCCCUAAAAUAGGUUACAAGCUGGGAAAAUUGGAGGGUCACAUUGAAUUCAAGGAUGUCACUUUCAGCUACCCCUCUCGCCCAGAAGUAGUUAUAUUCAAUAAGUUCUGCCUUGACAUUCCUGCAGGACAGAUUGUAGCUCUUGUUGGGGGAAGUGGCUCUGGGAAGAGCACUGUAAUAUCUUUGAUUGAAAGAUUUUACGAGCCACUUUCUGGGGAGAUCCUAUUGGAUGGAAUUGACAUUAAGAACCUUGACCUCAAGUGGCUCAGGCAGCAAAUUGGGUUGGUCAACCAGGAGCCAGCCCUCUUUGCAACAACCAUUAAGGAGAACAUCCUCUAUGGAAAGGAGGAUGGCAGUCUUGAUGAGAUCACACGCGCUGCAAAACUCUCAGAAGCCAUAUCCUUCAUUAGCAAUCUCCCUGAUAGAUUUGAAACUCAGGUUGGUGAGAGAGGAAUACAGCUAUCAGGUGGACAGAAGCAGAGAAUUGCUAUAUCUAGAGCAAUAGUGAAGAAUCCAUCAAUUCUUUUACUUGAUGAAGCAACAAGUGCACUGGAUGCUGAGUCGGAGAAGAGUGUGCAAGAGGCACUAGAUCGUGUCAUGGUUGGACGAACCACAGUCGUGGUGGCCCACCGCCUUUCCACCGUAAGGAAUGCUGAUGUGAUAGCUGUUGUUCAGGAUGGAAAGAUAGUGGAAACAGGCAGCCAUGAGGAGCUGAUUUCCAAUCCUAACAGUGCCUAUUCUUCUCUAGUUCAGCUUCAAGAGGCAAAUUCUUUGCAACGGUUUCCCUCUCAGGGACCUAGCUUGAGUAGGCCACAAAGUAUAAGGUUCUCAAGGGAAUUGUCCCGGACAACGUCGAGGACAAGAACCAGUUUCGGUGCUAGUUUCCGUUCUGAUAAGGAUUCAAUAUUCAGCCGUGUUGCUGGUGAUGCAAUGGAUCCUGCAAAUUCCAAGUACAUCUCCCCAGGAAGAUUGUACUCCAUGGUAAAACCUGACUGGAUUUAUGGGGUAUUGGGCACAAUUGGUGCACUCAUUGCCGGAGCUCAGAUGCCCCUGUUUGCUCUUGGAGUUUCUCAAGCUCUAGUGUCCUAUUACAUGGGCUGGGACAUAACUCGCCAUGAAGUUAAGAAGAUCUGCAUCCUGUUUUGUUGUGCUGCAUGCAUUACUGUCCUCGUUCAUGCCAUUGAGCAUCUCUGCUUCGGAAUUAUGGGAGAGAGACUCACUCUUCGUGUGCGCCAGAUGAUGUUUUCCGCCAUUCUGAAGAACGAAAUUGGAUGGUUUGAUGACAUGAACAACACAAGUUCCAUGCUCGCGUCGCGUCUAGAGGGCGAUGCAACUCUGUUGCGAACCAUAGUUGUAGAUCGAUCAACAAUUCUGAUACAGAAUGUGGGUCUUGUCGUUGCCUCUUUUAUCAUUUCAUUCAUCUUAAACUGGAGAGUCACACUUAUCGUCUUGGCAACUUAUCCAUUGAUCAUAAGCGGUCACAUUAGUGAGAAACUGUUUAUGCAAGGGUAUGGAGGCAACUUGAGCAAGGCAUAUCUAAAAGCCAACAUGCUUGCCGCAGAAGCAGUCAGCAACAUUCGAACUGUUGCUGCGUUCUGCUCUGAAGAGAAAGUCCUAGACCUUUAUGCACAGGAGCUUGUUGAGCCUUCACGGCGCUCGUUCAACCGGGGUCAGAUUGCCGGAAUUUUCUACGGAAUUUCCCAGUUCUUCAUCUUCUCAUCUUAUGGCCUUGCAUUAUGGUACGGCUCGGUUUUAAUGGGGAAGGAGCUGGCCAGCUUCAAGUCCGUGAUGAAAUCAUUCAUGGUUUUGAUAGUAACGGCUUUAGCCAUGGGUGAAACUCUAGCGAUGGCGCCGGAUCUGUUAAAAGGGAACCAAAUGGUGGCAUCGGUGUUUGAGGUCUUGGAUCGGAAGUCACAGAUUGUGGGCGACACCGGAGAAGAGCUGAGUAAUGUGGAGGGGACGAUUGAACUCAAAGGUGUCCAAUUUAGCUACCCGUCGAGACCCGAUGUAGAGAUUUUCAAGGACUUUGCUCUGAGAGUCCGUACAGGCAAGAGUAUGGCGUUGGUGGGGCAAAGUGGGUCGGGAAAAAGCUCUGUCCUUGCACUGAUUCUUCGUUUCUACGAUCCGACAGCCGGAAAAGUGAUGAUCGACGGCAUAGACAUCAAGAAAUUGAAGCUCAAAUCUCUCCGGAAGCACAUCGGAUUAGUCCAACAAGAACCGGCUCUGUUCGCCACCUCAAUUUACGAGAACAUUCUAUACGGUAAAGAAGGGGCAUCGGAAUCGGAAGUAAUCGAAGCAGCCAAAUUAGCCAACGCACACAGUUUCAUAAGCUCCCUUCCGGAAGGCUACUCAACCAAAGUCGGAGAACGAGGGGUGCAGCUAUCCGGCGGGCAGAAGCAGAGAGUCGCCAUUGCUCGGGCUGUUCUGAAGAACCCAGAAAUCUUACUCUUAGACGAAGCCACAAGCGCCCUGGAUAUGGAGUCGGAAAGGGUGGUGCAGCAAGCCCUGGACCGGUUGAUGAGGAACCGGACGACGGUUAUGGUGGCGCAUCGACUGUCGACGAUAAAGAAUGCCGAUCAAAUAUCGGUCAUACAGGAUGGAAAAAUAAUAGAACAGGGGAGCCAUUUCAGUCUGAUAGAGAACAAAGAGGGCGCCUACUAUAAAUUAAUCAAUCUCCAGCAACAGCAACAGGGCAAUGAUUAAUUAGAUUAGUGAAAUUCCCACUUUGUGAAUUUAAUUAUUAAUGGAGGGGGUUUACUACCUGAUGAUAAUAAGAACUUAUCUUUUUAUUAAUGGUUAAUUAUUUUAUAGUUUACAUAAGAUAGACAGUAAAGUAGGAUUAUUUGUGUUGUUUUAGAAGUAUAGUUGGUAUUUUUAACUCUUCUGCUUUGGUAUUAUGUAAAUUGGAAUAUUUUUUUUUUCAAUAUAUGAAUAAUAUAAUC
Molecule: messenger RNA, 4149 nt
Organism: Rubroshorea leprosula
Lineage: Eukaryota; Viridiplantae; Streptophyta; Magnoliopsida; Malvales; Dipterocarpaceae
Source: the annotation of a GenBank genome assembly